AUGUUAUCUGUUAGCCUGAGGGGUGAUUGCAAAAAUAUCUACUACUACCUUCAUUUUCUGCCUAUCCUUCCUUCACAUUCCGCCCUUCCUUCCUUCACAUUCCGCCCUUCCUUCCUUCACAUUCCGCCCUUCCUUCCUUCACAUUCUGCCUUUCCUUCCUUCACUCUCUGCCUUUCCUUCCUUCACAUUCUGUCUUUCCUUCCUUUACUCUCUGCCUGUCCUUCUUUCAUUUUUUUCCACCUUUCCUUCGCAUUUUACCUUUCCUUCCUUUGCAUUUUACCUUUCCUUCCUUCGCAUUUUACCUUUCCUUUCUUUACUCUCUGCCUGUCCUUCUUUCAUUUUUUCCACCUUUCCUUCCUUCACAUUUUGCCUUUCCUUCCUUCACAUUUUGCCUUUCCUUCCUUCACAUUUUGCCUUUCCUUCCUUCAGAUUCUGCCUUUCCUCCCUUCACAUUUUGCCCCGCCUUCCUUCACUCUCUGCCUGUCCUCCUUUACAUUUUUCCUUCUUUCAGAUUCUGCCUUUCCUUCCUUUACUCUCUGCCUGUCCUUUCAUUUUUUCUACCUUUCCUUCCUUUACAUUUUGACUUUCCUUCCUUCACAUUCUACCUGUCCUUCCUUCGCAUUUUACCUGUCCUUCCUUUGCAUUUUACCUGUCCUUCCUUUGCAUUUUACCUUUCCUUCCUUUGCAUUUUACCUUUCCUUCCUUUGCAUUUUACCUUUAUUUUCCUUUGCAUUUUACCUUUCCUUCCUUCGCAUUUUACCUUUCCUUCUUUCGCAUUUUACCUUUCCUUCCUUUGCAUUUUACCUUUCCUUCCUUUGCAUUUUACCUUUCCUUCCUUUGCAUUUUACCUUUCCUUCCUUUGCAUUUUACCUUUCCUUCCUUCGCAUUUUACCUUUCCUUCCUUUUUAUUCUCUGCCUGUCCUUCUUUCAUUUUUUCCACCUUUCCUUCCUUCAUUUUGCCUUUCCUUCCUUCACAUUUUUUGCUUUUCCUUCCUUCACAUUUUGCCUUUCCUUCCUUCACAUUUCCUUCCUUCACAUUUGCCUUUCCUUCCUUCAGAUUCUGCCUUUCCUCCUUCACAUUUUGCCCCCGCCUCUCCUUCACUCUCUGCCUGUCCUCCUUUACAUUUUCCUUCUUUCAGAUUCUGCCUUUCCUUCCUUUACUCGCUGCCUGUCCUUUCAUUUUUUCUACCUUUCCUUCCUUUACAUUUUGACUUUCCUUCCUUCACAUUCUACCUGUCCUUCCUUUGCAUUUUACCUGUCCUUCCUUUGCAUUUUUUAAAUUUCCUUUUUUGGUAUUUUACCUGUCCUUCCUUUGCAUUUUACCUUUCCUUCCUUUGCAUUUUUUUCCUUUCCUUUUACCUUUCCUUCGCAUUUUUUACCUUUCCUUCCUUUACUCUCUGCCUGUCCUUCUUUCAUUUUUUCCACCUUUCCUUCCUUCACAUUUUGCCUUUCCUUCCUUCACAUUUUGCCUUUCCUUCCUUCACAUUUUGCCUUUCCUUCCUUCACAUUUUGCCUUUCCUUCCUUCCUUCCUUCACAUUUUGCCUUUCCUUCCUUCCUUCUCAUUCUGCUUUUACGUUUUUUCCCCCUGUUCUGCCUUUCCAUCAUUUACCUUCAGCCUGUCCUUUCUUUACAUUCUGACUUGA
This is a messenger RNA of Acanthosepion pharaonis, 1644 nucleotides long. NCBI's taxonomy places the organism in Eukaryota, Metazoa, Mollusca, Cephalopoda, Sepiida, Sepiidae. The record is from the annotation of a GenBank genome assembly.